UGUCGGUCGAUAGCCUCUGCCAAGUCUCCAACAACCAGAUGGUCAGGUUUUCGGAACAAAUAUUAAGAGUGCCUGUGACAUACUUUCGCUUUUGGACUUUUACAAGGCGACAUUCCAUCUUAACUCCACAUUUACUGUUUUUUCCCUUCUCGUCAAGGCCAGUAUGUAGGGGAUCUAGUUUCAGUCGAUGACGCGGCACGCAACCAUUGGUUGAUGCAUGCAACGUUUUGAGCAGGGUAACGCGAGCAAUGACUUCAGUAAAUGGGAAACAACAGCUCUUACUAUUAGUUUUACGUCAGCGCAGGUACAGGAAUGGUUUACAGUAGACUGUAAGCCUACUGGACAAUUGUCCAUUGUUUGUAUUUAAAUGGUAUCAUCAUUGUUUUCGAAAUCGAUUUUUUGUGCGGCUUAAACCUAUCCAUAUAAUUUUACUGAUUAAAUGAGACAAAUUGCAGUCAUGGAUAAAGACAUUUUGGGAGAAAAAAAUACCUUAAUUUACAAGCCAAAGUGUUUGACCACCAGAGAGUGCUAUUCACUUGAAUUUGAAACUUGGAAGUGGGGCAUUGUGUAAGCUAGAUAUUGGCAUCUCUGAAGACAACUGUAGACUUAUCUGUUUCUAUGUGUUAGUGUUUCGUUGGUUAGUUUGGUUUUGAGAAAGCGAUAGAGGGGUUAUAUGGGAUUAAGGGGACAAAUAUGGUAUGAAGAGGACUAGAAUUUUAUGGGGGGGAGGAGCUAUGUAUUCAGGGGAGGUGGAGUGCUAGAGCUUUUGAAAAAUAAGAAAAGAGGAGAUAGUUUGCGGAGGAGAAAUGUGACAAGUAAAAGCAAAAUGUGCAAUUGGAUUGUUAGAAUUUAGAAUUUUUUUGGAAUAGCAAUCAAUUUCCACAAUCCAGGCAAUAGAAACAUGGUUUUCUAACAGCAGCUGGUAUUGAUCUCUCUAUUUCUGUUCAACAGGAUGCUGUUACUUCUUUUACAGCUAGCUUGGCUGAGCUCUGUUUCCUGACUCCCCCCCCACCACCACCACCACCAAGAUAAUUAUUGUGUGUGUCUUACAGAGAGGGAGAUAGAGUGAGAGACAGCUCAUGGAAUGCUGUGAUGUCAUCAGCUCAGUCCUACACAAAGGCAAGGAGGAGGACACACAAGCGCACUCACUCUCCCGAGUAGUUACUCUGCCGUGGAGCGUCUGCACCCCACUAUUCACCCAGCCAUGGCUGCCUGAUGAGGACUGAGGACGACUGACGUGUGUGGAGGGAGGAGGGAGUGUCAGGGCAGAGGACGUCAGAGGCAGCUGUCUACAGCUUGUGAAUGUGACAUUGGAGCCUCGAUCUUCUUCUUUUCCUCAUGAAGCUUGUUUAGAAGCCAACACGUCUUCAGGAAACUGUCGAUCCAAGGAGUCAGGACAGUACCUAUCCACGCCCUGCUAGACUGGGCAACCUUCUGGAACAGCCCCUACCGCCUUACCCCUCCACCUCCAGCCCGCCGCCACCAUGCUGCAGCAGAUACUAAAGGACAUGUACAUCGAUCCUGAUGUGCUGGAGGCCCUGAACGAGGACCAGAAGAAGACCUUGUUCCUGAAGAUGAGACAGGAGCAGGUGCGGCGUUGGAAGGAACGUGAGGAGAAAGAAGACCAUAGACCAAAGCUGAGUACAGCCAACCGUAAGAAUGUGAGCUGGUUGCUGGGCAGGGACGGUGAUGUGGCGGUCAUGGUGAUUGGAGAGGUGGACGAGCUGAAGACUUCUAAACUCAUCUGUUCUGGGCCUGUGGAGAGGAAAGCACCACCGAGCCUGCACAAUAGCACACGCCACCAGACAACCCCCCCGAAGAGCAACCUGGUAAACAGACCUGUCUCAGAAUCUGUCAGAACUGGGAGAGAGAGCCUGCUUCCCAAAACACAGCCAGGGAUACAGCUCAAUUUAAAGGAGAACACUGAGGAAGUGAGGACAUUGCCCCCUCUACAGGUGUCAGUGGGUGAGCAGCAGCCACCUGCAGCACUUGAAAAACAAGCUGAGUUGAAGCAGGAUUUAGAGGUCGAUGCUCCAGAGGAGAAGCCAGCCCUCUCGUCCUACAGACCUCACUCAAGAGCUGGCACUGCCAACCCGAGGCUGGAUACCGCGCUCUCCCCUGUCCCGAAGAACUUCACCAUCACACCAUCCCCUGUCCUCAGCUCCACACCAUCCCCUGUCCCUACCGUCACACCGUCCCCUCUCCCCAGCACCGUAACAGUGUCUCCGGUCCCUGGCAUUGUCACACCGUCUCCUGUCCCCCGCAGCAAUGCCAUCCGAGACGCUCUAGAGAAGAGCACUGCCAAAGCGUGCGCUUCAGAGAAGACCAUCGCGUCCUCUCCCGUCCCUAGCUCUGUCAAAACGUCCCCUGUUCCCAGUGUGACCCCGUCCCCUGUCCCCAGCUCCACUCCGUCCCCUGUCCCCAGUGUCUCACCGUCCCCUGUCCCAAGCUCCACUCCGUCCCCUGUCCCUAGCAUCUAUUCAUCGUCCCCUUUCCACAGGACCAUCACUCCAUCCCCUGUGGCUAGCAGCACGGCCAUAAGAGACGCUCUAGAGAAGAGCACCACCAAACCACAUGGUCCGGAGAAGACAGCCGUCGUCCCGCUGUCCGUCACAACCAGACUCCACCCCGAGGAGCCGGCUGAGCCCCACCCCCAGGAGACACCCAGCAGCCGAGAUAUCCGCGUGAUGGCAGCCUAUCGCAGGGCCAUGUCUGAGGAUGUGGUGUCUGAGGGGGGCGGAGACACCUGUUCACGGAGUGGUCGGGUGGCUCAGCUCAUGAAGAACUUCUGUGUGAAGAGCCCCACGCCCCCUGCACAGAUCCCUCCUCCCCGCGGCAGCAAACCCCCCAUCCCCACCAAACCCAACCACCUGCACCUGGUUGCCAGCCCCUCACUCAGGUAAUCCACAGGACCUGACCACCAGGGCCACCCGCUGUCCUCCACCCCACCCAGGCCCCACUGAACACUGCUGGGCAGCCAGCCUGGGGGUCUCGGCAACUGGGGACAAGGACAAACGGAGGCAGGCCCCAAGGCUCUCAGGAACACAGCCAAACGUUUGACUCCAUUGCUGUUACUCCAAAAGCAAAGCAAUGAGAGUGGAGCUUUUGCCAUUUUGACCUGUAUGCCAUGUUUUAAUACUUAGUUUUAUUUAGUAUUGUAAAUUGUACAGUAAAUUCUCUCUGUGGGGAAAAGGUGUUGAUUGUAGAACAGCGUCUUCCUUUGUUUCCUGCUUUUGCCUUUUUAAUAUUCAAUGUUUUAAUGACCGUAUCAUACCAUGUCUUCUUCACCUGUCGAUAUACUUAAAAAAAAAAGAAAAAUCUUGUCAUGUACAAAUACCACUUUAUUGUUACAUUUGGCGCACAAUACGUUCACAAAGCUUUGUGCGAUGUUAUCAAGGUCAUAAACCUGUUCUUGAGAUUGCAACAAAUCAUGACAAAUGUCAACUUGAAUGACGCAGUACAUUCCGUGUGCUAACAAAUGACAGAGCCAAAUUGAUCGUACACGCCUGUCAUGACCAAGGAGAUGGGUAGAGUACAGUAUGGCUGGACAGACGGGUAAAACCGGAUGAGUGAGGGGAGGUGGUUCCUCCUUAAUGUACGGCGCUCCUCACCGGGAGUAGCACCGUCAGCUUGUUUACUGUCACAUCUCCCCUGACUGCCACCUGGCCGAACAAGCACCUUGCGCUAUCUACCUGAGAUUGACCAAUGACAGUGCCAAACGCCUCUGCUCUGUGUCCCAGUGGACCGAACACUGGCAAGCCACACGGUCCGUGCCAAAUAAUACUUGUUAGCUGUGGUUAACCUGUCUGUUAUUUUUCUGAAUCUCACUUUUGAUUGGUUGCACUCUUUUUUUUUUCUCUCUUUUUUUUUACUAUGUUAAUUCGGAGAGCGAGAGUGAUGGUCUGGGUGUAACGAGUGUGUGUUGCCCCACACAAGGUGUGUGUCUUACUAUGUGUGUGAUGUCAGGCCUGUGUGGCGCAACCACAGUGGAACAAUAAAAUCAUUUGACCCCUCCAA
Salvelinus fontinalis (brook trout) is the source of this 4017-nucleotide messenger RNA. Its product is annotated as mucin-2-like. Bases 1485 to 2903 code for a protein of 472 amino acids. The record is from RefSeq and is a predicted model, not a curated record. The transcript is spliced from 8 exons. Gene Ontology annotation, cellular component: cytoplasm. NCBI's taxonomy places the organism in Eukaryota, Metazoa, Chordata, Actinopteri, Salmoniformes, Salmonidae.